CAGCGACGCAACGUCAUUCACUGAUUGAUUGAUAUCUUAUCGCCUGGCGGUCCUCGUGCUUCGAUGUCAACAGCGAACAGGCCUGGGAGACAAGUUUACGAAGGCGAAAACAUGCGGUGACAAUGGGGAAUACGAAUAGCUCCCAUAAAAUAUCCUCCCAAGAUCGAGCAAUUCUUGAUAUGAAAAACCAGCGCGAUAGACUUCAUCAGUAUCAAAAGCGCAUCACGGUCCUCACCGACCGCGAAACUGCAAUCGCCAAGGAAUGCCUCGCCCGCGAUGAUCGCAAGCGUGCCCUUCUUGCGUUGCGUCGCAAGAAGUAUCAGGAAUCGCUCUUAGCGAAAACUGAUGCACAACUAGAGCAGUUAGAGCAACUUACUAGCCAAGUCGAAUUUGCCCUUGUGCAGAAGGAUGUCCUCUUCGGCCUGCAGCAAGGAACGCAGGUGCUUCAAACGAUCAAUAAGGAGAUGGGAGGUAUUGACGGAGUGGAGAAGCUGAUGGGAGAGACAGAGGAUGCUAGAGCUUAUCAGGAGGAAAUCAGCCAGAUGCUUGCCGGUCACCUUUCUAAUCAGGAUGAGGACGAGGUGGAGGAUGAACUCGAGACCCUUCAUCGUGAGGUCCAAGGCCCGGCCAGCCUUCCUAAUGCGCCGACAAAAUCCCCAAAAGAGGAUGUCGCGGAAGAGGAACCAGCGAGGCAAGAAGCGAGAACCGGGCAGGGAACCAGGGAAAGAACUGCGAUACCUGCUUCGUGAUAUUUAGUUCUCCAAUUUGGGAAGGGUGAAAUUCCCCAAAUUGCCCUUCACAUUUCGCGACCCCAGCAUUUCUGGAGUUGAGUGUGGAUUUAUUGUUACCAUCGAAGGCAUUACUAGAAUUUGGACCGUCUUAGUAUUCUAAUUGUGGAAUUUCAUAUUACAAUCAAAUAUAUGUCAAAUUUAGUAGUCCGGGCAGAUCGAGCUUCAUAUUCCGAUCUCAUGUGGUUGUUGAUUGAAUGUUAAGGCAGUUGGUUUGUGAAGUCGAAAAGUCAAAAUAGCGCAAUCGAACAAUAGCAUGAUAAUAAGUUAGGUGGCAAGAGAAUAGAAUUUGAAGAUAUACUGCG
Molecule: messenger RNA, 1093 nt
Organism: Aspergillus versicolor CBS 583.65
Lineage: Eukaryota; Fungi; Ascomycota; Eurotiomycetes; Eurotiales; Aspergillaceae
Product: ESCRT-III subunit protein VPS20
Exons: 3
Coding region: 123-749 (208 amino acids)
Biological process (GO): late endosome to vacuole transport via multivesicular body sorting pathway; vesicle budding from membrane
Cellular component (GO): ESCRT III complex; multivesicular body
Source: RefSeq, a predicted model, not a curated record